This is a messenger RNA of Aphis gossypii (cotton aphid), 2224 nucleotides long. RefSeq lists its product as uncharacterized. The coding region runs from base 401 to 2002 and encodes 533 amino acids. The record is from RefSeq and is a predicted model, not a curated record. The transcript is spliced from 10 exons. Gene Ontology annotation, biological process: recombinational repair. Lineage: Eukaryota; Metazoa; Arthropoda; Insecta; Hemiptera; Aphididae.
AAUUCAUCUGAGCGGGAUUUAAUAAUAAAUAAUAAUCAUUUAAAAAUUUUACAAAAAAAAUAAUAAUAAAUAAUAAAUAUUUUAGACAUUGUGAAUUUGAUGUAUCUGAGUGACCAGGAUAUCUAUUACCUAUUGGUAAAAGGUUACAACUUUAGAAAUAUAUACUUACUAUUAACGGCCGUUAAAUAGAAACUCUAUUAAAACGAAUACAUUUGACGUGUAACACCAACAGUAAUCAGUUCUUAAUUAUUAAAUUAUUUAUUAUUUUUGCUUUUUUCUAUAAAAGUAUAAAAAUACUAUACAAUACUCAUAUUAUUACAUUUAUAAUUUAAUUAUUUUCAAUAACCAUUAAAAUGUGAUUAUUUGUUGUGGCAGAUAUUAAUGAUUUAUCUUGAUCAAUAUGUUUGAACUUGAAGAAUUUGAUUUAGACGAUGAAGUAUUUCUUAAUACCCAGAUGCCAACAUUCAUUAAUAGAUCACCAAUAAUAUUAUCAAAUUCAAAUCCUGUUACUUCAAAUUUUGAAGAUGAUGAUGAAAUAUUCCUUAAUGUAUCAAAUUCUGUUUUUGAAUUGGAAUCUUCACACUCUGAAAAUAAUGAAUUAAAAAUUGAAAAUACUACAAAAGAACAAAAAAAGAAUAAUGAUAUUUCGCAAAAUAUAGUAAAAACCCAAUCCAAACAAGAUAUUACAAAAUCAUAUAAUGAAAGUCAGCAAAAUAAAAUAAAAUUAAAUUUUGAUGAUGCUUUUGAUUCUGAUGAUGAAACUUUUUUCAACACAUCAAAUAUAAUAGAAGAUGCUAUGAGUCCAUUAAAGGACAAUGACUGUACAGCUAAAUUUGAUUUUAAUGAUGAUCAUAAUGAGGUUUCAAUUGUUAAUUCUGGAAGUUAUCAGUUAAAAUCUUCAAACUUAAAAAAUUAUAAUAAAACAAAUUGCAACGGCCAUCUUAAUACAACUAUUACUAGUGUAAAAUCAAUGACUCCAAAAUAUACUUCUAGAAAAUUUCCUGGACCUGCUGGUCUACUUUCAGAAAACGAAGAUCUAUGUUUAGAAGAUCCUUCAAACUUGGAAACUUUGGAUAUGUCAAUUAACAUUAAUGAAAAUGAUAGCAAAGAAGAGAAUUUGUGCACUCAAGCAAAUGAUUCAUCUUUUUCUUCAUCACCAUAUCAACAAUUUCUAUCAGAUUUUUUCACCACCGAUGUUGAUGCUUUAUUAGAUAAAUUUAAUGUUGCAUGGAUAAAGCAGAAACUUCUUCCAUACACUGCGUCUGGUCGUUCUUUCACAGAUAAGAUACCAUUUUUUGUUUCUGUUUUAAAAGAAAUUGAUUGUUUAUCACCAGAUCCAACAGUUCUACUUGCUGACAAAACAGGACAUAUCAGAGGAACAAUUCAUAGAGCUGUUUGGAACCAAUUUAGCAGUCAGUUGAAACCUGGAGCUGUUUUAGUAUUAACAAAUGUUGGCGUAUCAUGCCAAAAAAUACUUAAGGGAUUUACUCUUAAUAUUACUGGUGAUCAUUUAGUUGCCAUUUAUAGUUAUUCUUCUGAGAAUGUUCAAGAAGUAAUUGUUACUCGAACAACAAUUAUGACAAAUAAUGAAAUUGUCAGUGGAGUCAAACAAUGUAAUGCAUACAACGCGGAAGACUCAAAUAAAAAUUCUAAUUCAGUAAUAAAUAAGAGUCGGAUGAAUAUACUUAAUAAUUUGAAAUUGGAUGACACUUUGACUGAUCAUAGUCCCCUACCAUCAAAUGUCAACUGCCAAAUCAAAAAUAAUACUCCUGGUCAACUAACACCUGCUAAAAGUGUUUUCACACCAAGAACUUCUGUAGUUCAUAAUCUAUUCAAAAGUGUUCCUAGUAUUUCUAGUGAUUUCUCAGAAGAACCACCAACCAAACGAACAAAAAAUGAAUCAAAAACUGAAGAUCAAUGUUCAGAUAACGAAAUCUCUAUUAUUCAAAAUAUUUUUGAAGGAAUUGAUGAAAAUGAAAUGUUUAAUGAUUUUUGUUGUUGAAGUGCUUCUUGAGCUACAAAUCUAUUUUAUUUCAAAGGUGCUUUUUAAUUUAACUAAAUUGUAGUUUGUAAAAGUUUAUUUUUAUUUGUAAUUAAAUCUAAUUGUUAGUGAGAACAGUUCUCCACUGUUAAUUUCAUUGUAAGCUGCAUUAUUCUUCAUAUCUAUUUUUGUUUAAUGAUUUUUUACUUUUAUGAUAAUAUUAAACAAAAUAAUAAUUGAAAA